GCAAGUAUCUAUAAGAGUACUAGUGGCGGAGGAGGCCGGGGUGGGUUGCUGAAGUCGCGACCAUGCCCUCCUCCUACAUGCCGCUGGGCCCGAGCACCACCGCCACCUCCUCCUCAGCCGCUGGCGCAAGCGGCAGCGGGCGGGUCUUCCUCGCUCCCCGAAGCCCGAUCGCCUUCGUGGGCCUUUGGGCAUGGGCCUCCGACCACGGCCGGAGGCUGGCCGAACGGACCGGCCAUGUGGCGGCCGCGGCAGCCGCUCCGGGAGCGGGAAACGGCAGUGAACAGGAUCACUAUGCCGUCCUUGGCCUCCCUCGGAGCGCCUCCGCCGCCGAGAUUAAGCGGGCCUACCGUCUCCUCGCCAGAAAGUAUCAUCCUGAUGUUAGCAAGGCUUUGCAAGCUGAUGAGGUGUUUAAGAGCAUCCACAAUGCAUAUGAGGUGCUGUCGGAUGAAGUCUCAAGGGCCCGAUAUGACAUGACACUGAGUUUUCCUAGGGCUACAGGGAGAUCAUGGAGGAGAAACCCGACCCAGAAUUCUGGACAUGAUGAAAGCAGAAGGAUGUACAGAUGGGCAGAAUUGAAACAGCGUAUGCGUUACGAGAGGCAGAACAAGGCAUAUUCAUGGUAUGAUCAUCGGGAGCCAUAUCAAGAACCUUCCCAAUAUGAGAGAGGUCCCUUCGGCGAAGUGCUAAACUUCACCUUCUUCACCCUUUUCUUGAUGAAGAUAAUCGGAUACCGAGCAUCACUUACGAUUUGUAGUUUGAUUGCAUUGCUGGACAAGCAGUUGGAUGCUGGAUAUAAGAUGGGCUAUGUGAUUGCUUGGUUCAUGGGAGGUCGUGGGGGUAUUCUGCUAUCAAUAUUAAUCCACUUCACUAGUUGGCUCUGCGGCAAGAACAACAGCAACCUUGUUGCAGUGGUAGUGGUAGCAAUGUGGAUAGGGGCAAACCUUGCAAGAUUGGCUCCCGUUCCCCAAGGGGCAGUGCUUGCCUUGCUUUACAUGUCCAUUAAGCUUCAGGUUGACCUAAAAUGAGGCGGCUCCCAUUGGGUUGACCUGACUCCAUCUGUCUCCGUUGGUCAUUAUGCUCUUUAUAUAUUCUUCCGAUAUGUUCUCCGGAUGGAUAAUCAUCGUGCUACUUGUAAAUAUAAGCUUGGGAUUGUAGAAUAUAUGACCUUGUAAGGGGGAAAAAAAGGGGGUAAAUGAAUGAUGCUUUGGAUUUCAAUCUUGUAAGGGCGCCGUCCUUCACCACAAUUGAAGGGUCAUGUCCUCUUUAUCAUGUUGGAGGAGGAAUCAGUUUUAAGUAUUGUGAUUUCUUGAUUA
This is a messenger RNA of Musa acuminata AAA Group (dessert banana), 1313 nucleotides long. RefSeq lists its product as uncharacterized. NCBI's taxonomy places the organism in Eukaryota, Viridiplantae, Streptophyta, Magnoliopsida, Zingiberales, Musaceae. Bases 63 to 1025 code for a protein of 320 amino acids. Gene Ontology annotation, cellular component: chloroplast thylakoid membrane; cytoplasm. The transcript has 3 exons. The record is from RefSeq and is a predicted model, not a curated record. Gene Ontology annotation, biological process: protein refolding.